Messenger RNA from Pungitius pungitius (ninespine stickleback), 3392 nucleotides. RefSeq names its product ubiquitin specific peptidase 2a (gene usp2a). Gene Ontology annotation, molecular function: cysteine-type deubiquitinase activity. The transcript is spliced from 14 exons. The record is from RefSeq and is a predicted model, not a curated record. The coding region runs from base 560 to 2317 and encodes 585 amino acids. Lineage: Eukaryota; Metazoa; Chordata; Actinopteri; Perciformes; Gasterosteidae. Gene Ontology annotation, cellular component: cytoplasm. Gene Ontology annotation, biological process: protein deubiquitination.
AGUACAUCACAAGACAAUAGAAUACUACAUAAAAAGAAGAGUAAAAUUAGUUGUACCUGUGUGUAUUUUACAUUUGGCUCAUGGAGCUUUACUGCGUGAUUCCUCAUGGACUCAUUGAAGGAUCUCAUUCAUUCGUUGCCUCUCUCUUCUGUGACGGCGAGUCCUUUAAGAGCCGGACGGAAUGCCACGACGUGUUGAGUGACCGGCGCAGGGUCGUAGGCCUCUGCUAUAUUUACCAGCCCCGUAACCCGACCCGUUGCAUUCUGGGCCGCCGCGCUCAUGUAUCCUCUCGCAGCCUCCCGAGCAGCACGCCAUUGCUGCGCGUCCAUCGGCCCGCUCAGAACAACGAGGCUGAGCCCCAGAAGCCCCCUCUCAGGUAGGUGCAGGAGUAACAUCUGUGUGUUUGUGUGUGUGUGUGGACACCUCGGGGGAGCAACAGUACGAUGAGCUGCCCGAGAGCCUCUACAGCCUGCGGGGACUGACACGACCACAAACAAACACGGCAGUCCAUGCGGUGUUCCAGAGGCUCUCCCGUCUCCGAGGCUGAGAAACCAGCAGAAUGUCCCGCGUCUCCUCCACCGCCAAGCGCUACGCCGGCUCCUCCUACACCAGCCAGUACGGCUCCUACAGCUCCUCCCUGACCCCGGGCCUCGGCUCCUACAGCGAGCGGGACAGGCUGUCCUCCUACAGGUCCCCAGCCUCCUCCUCAGGUUACUCCUCCUCCAGCUACCUGAGCAGCUCCGCCGCCCGCAGCCGCAACUACAGCACCUCCUCCGACCCGGACCGGGGUCGGACCGCCCCGCGCACCGACCUCCUCGGGAGCAGCAGCAUCAGCAGCCGCCGGAGCGAGAGCCUCAGCAGAACCCCCCUCAGGAGCUAUGGCGGCUCGGGGCUGAGCGGGGGGUCGGGCUACACCAGCUCCUACCCCUACUCCUCCUCCUCCUCCUCCUCCUCCUCCUCGGCCCAGUCCAGCUACCUCUCCUCCACACCGUCGGCCUCCGGAAUCGCACUCACCCGACGGAAGUCUGCGUCCCAGAGCGACUUGAGCCGGGACCUGGCCUCCCUGGGCCUCAGCGACGCCUCCACCUCCUCCACCAGUGCCCUGCGGAGCUACCGCAGUCGGGCCAGCGACGUAGCCGACUCCUACGCCGCCGGCUCCCGUCCGAGCUACUCGGGCUACUCGGGCCUGUCGCGGAGCUCCACCCAGGAAGCCUUCAGCAGCAGCAGAGCCAGCGCCUCGUCCUGGCAGUCCGACCCCCCCACCAGGGACACCACGAACUCAAAGAGCGCCCAAGGCCUGGUGGGUCUGAAGAACCUGGGCAACACUUGCUUCAUGAACAGCAUCCUGCAGUGUCUCAGUAACACUCCCGGCCUGAGAGACUACUGCCUGCACAACGCGCACCGCAGAGACCUUAACAACAAGAGCCGCACCAACACCGCCCUCAUGGAAGAGUUCGCUAAGCUCCUGCAGACCGUGUGGACGUCGUCCAGCAGCGACGCCGUCAGCCCCUCAGAGUUCAAGACGCAGAUCCAGAGAUACGCUCCCCGAUUCGUGGGCUACAACCAACAGGACGCUCAGGAGUUCCUGCGCUUCCUGCUGGACGGGCUGCACAACGAGGUCAACCGGGUCAGCGUCAGGCCCAGGGGGGGCGCCGAGGACUUGGACCACCUGCCGGAUGAGGAGAAAGGGAAGAAGAUGUGGAGUAAAUAUCUGGAGAGAGAAGACAGCAAGAUAGUUGAUGUGUUUGUGGGGCAGCUGAAGAGUUCUCUGACCUGCAGCCACUGUGGGUUCUGCUCCACCGUGUUCGACCCCUUCUGGGACCUGUCUCUACCCAUCACCAAGAAGGGCUGCGGUGAGGUGAGCCUGAUGGACUGCAUGCGUCUCUUCACCAAGGAAGACGUCCUCGACGGAGACGAGAAGCCGACGUGCUACAGGUGUAAAGCCCGCAGGAGAUGCACCAAGAAGUUCACCAUACAGAAGUUCCCCAAGAUCUUAGUGCUGCACCUCAAACGCUUCUCUGAGGCGCGAAGAACCAGCAAACUGUCCACCUUCGUCAACUUCCCCAUGAAGGACCUGGACCUGCGGGAGUUUGCCUCCCAACACAGCAUAGACGCAGUGUACAACCUGUACGCAGUGUCCAACCACUCAGGCACCACGAUGGGGGGGCACUACACGGCUUAUUGCCGCAACCCCACCUCGGGGGAAUGGAACACCUUCAAUGACUCCAGAGUAACGCCAAUGUCCUCCAGCCAAGUGCGCAGCAGCGACGCCUACGUCCUGUUCUACGAGCUGGCGUCCUGCUCCUCGCGCAUCUGAAGCCUCCGACGCCCCCGCCGACCACGAGGAACCACAGCUUGGACUGUUCUGGACUCAAAUCCCACGGGCGCACACACAUGAACACACACACAUGAACACACACACAUGAACACACACACAUGAACACACACACACACUCCUCCAGCAGCCCGGGGGGGAGAAACCACAGGAAGCACCUCCUCUCUGCAGCUUCCAUCUUCUGUCCUUCUCAUGUGAUGGGUGGAGGUGUGUAUUCAGUGUGUGUGUGUGUGUGUGUGUGUGAGGCUGUCAUCACAGGGCAACAUCCCCCCCCCCCCCGGUGGAUCUGUCCCUCUCUAUGCACUCCGAACACACCUCUGAUCUUCUUCUUGUUUGCAUCACACCAUUAAAAACUCACUUGUUGCAAUUUCGCCUUUUUUUCAGUUAUAAUUUAUAUUGUUUUUAUGUUGUCAUUUUCUUCUGGAAUCGUCAUCAUCAUCAUCAUCAUCAUCACCACUUUGGACUGAGGAUGAACUGUAAGAGGACCGGUCGUGGUCACGAGCCCACCGGCAUCGCUCCUUCGUCCUCUUCCUCUUCCUCUUCUGUUGGUAGGAGGCGGGUGGAGGAGGCGGGUGGUGAAGGAGGAGGGUGGAGGAGGCGGGUGGAGGAGGCGGGUGGCGCUGUGACCCGUCUCUCAGGGCCUCCCUGUCGGCGUUGUGUGUUUUCUUUAAGUUGCUGUGGAGGACAAAUCGCCACGGUAACGGUCCUCGUGGUCAUUCUUCCUCUCGUUUCUCGCCAUUGAACAACACGUAAAAGAAUGUUUUAAAGAAGACAAGAACAUUAUAUCUGUAUAUUUUUAUAUCCUGAUGCAAUACAGAGAAUGUAAUGUACUAUUUAACGGUGCUGAACACGACCCAUGACUUCAUUUCACAGAUUGAGAGAGAAAAAGGUAUUAUUUUUGCUUAAAGGUGAUGAGUCACACUUUUUAACAGUCAAACACAUGAAUAUAUAUGUAUAUAUAUAUAUAUGUAUAUAUGUAUAUAUAUAUGUAUAUGUAUGUAUAUUAUAUAUGUAUAUUCAUGUGUUUGAAUGAAUGAAUUAAAGUUAACAAACCUGU